Molecule: messenger RNA, 637 nt
Organism: Heterobilharzia americana
Lineage: Eukaryota; Metazoa; Platyhelminthes; Trematoda; Strigeidida; Schistosomatidae
Source: the annotation of a GenBank genome assembly
AUCGAGGAACAUCCCUGAAGAAACCUGUGUGGAAGAACACUGGAAGUCUUUGAAAGCUAUGUGGAAAGAAACCUGCACAACAGUAUUAGGAAGGAAGAAGAAAGAAGACAAGGAAUGGAUCUCGACGGAUACCUGGAAGCUGAUAGAGGAAGGAGAGGAGGAUGGUGAAGCAGAAGAUAAACCAGUGCAAGGAUGCUCAACGACAAGAGGAACUGAGCACAAUGUAUAAAACACUGGACAAAGAAGUGAAGAAGAGUGCACGCAAAGACAAAAGACACUUCUACGAAACACUGGCAAGUGAAGCAGAACAGGCUGCAGGUAAGAGAGACCUGACGACAUUGUAUCAAAUAACCAGGUUGCUAUCAGGGAAGAGACCAACACAGAUGAAACCAAUAAAAGAUGAAGAAGGAAAUUUAAUUACAAAAGAAGAGAAACAGAGGAAACGAUGGGCCGACCACUUCAAGAAGCUCUUGAAUCGACCACCACCUGCACUUCGUCCAGAAAUACCACCUGCAGCCGCUGAAUUACAAGUGAACAUUAAUCCCCCAACGAAAAUGGAAGUCCUGAACGCCAUAAAGCUACUGAAAUGUGGGAAAGCAGCAGGACCAGAUGGAAUACCGCCAGAAGCACUGAGAAC